Acromyrmex echinatior (Panamanian leafcutter ant) is the source of this 707-nucleotide messenger RNA. RefSeq names its product mitochondrial ribosomal protein L12 (gene mRpL12). The record is from RefSeq and is a predicted model, not a curated record. Gene Ontology annotation, biological process: translation. Gene Ontology annotation, molecular function: structural constituent of ribosome; mRNA binding. Lineage: Eukaryota; Metazoa; Arthropoda; Insecta; Hymenoptera; Formicidae. Gene Ontology annotation, cellular component: mitochondrial large ribosomal subunit; ribosome.
CAUUUUGAGUUGUUGCACCGGAUAGCAGCGAUCGAAUUGAUUCUACCUUACAUUUUUACGAAAACACAUUUGCAACUAAUUUGCAACUGUUUCGAUUCGACAUGAUUAACACAAUUCGCCUGAUAUCUCGACAAAGUCUGCCUCAAUUCCGUCGAUUUCACAAAUGUGUUGUCCGACAAACGGAAUCGAGUGCAGCAGCAGCGACAGAAGCAGCAGCAGCAUCACCACCACCACCUUCUCCAUCUGAUGUUGAGAAAUCGGUACAUCCAAAAAUUGACAAAAUAGCCAAUGACAUCACCGCUCUUAAUCUGAUAGAAGUAGCAAAGCUUAGCGAGUUAUUAAAAAAACGAUUGAAUCUACCAGAUGCACCUGUUAUGCCUGUUGGAGGAUUUGUUGCUGCAUCUCAGGCUUCGGAGGAAGAAGAAGUAGAACAAAAGCGAAUACAAACGGAGUUCACUGUUAAGUUAAUGGCGUUUGAUGACAAACAGAAAGUAGCGCUAAUCAAAGAAGUGAAGAACUUGUUACCAGGCACAAAUCUUGUUCAGGCCAAAAAGUUCGUUGAAAGCGCACCUACAAUAGUGAAAGCGGAUAUAGCGAAAGACGAAGCCGAGAAAUUGAAAGAUGCUCUCACCAAGGUCGGUGCUACAAUUCAAAUUAUAUAAAUCGUAUGUGUGAAUACAUAUAUUGUUACGUAAAUAUAAUGUUAU